Messenger RNA from Sus scrofa (pig), 2444 nucleotides. The record is from RefSeq and is a predicted model, not a curated record. NCBI's taxonomy places the organism in Eukaryota, Metazoa, Chordata, Mammalia, Artiodactyla, Suidae.
AUGAGUCGCCAGGCCAGCUACAGCCAACAAUCCUGCAGGUCUUCUGGUGGGGGCCACCGCCAGGGCUUCAGUGGGCACUCAGCUAUUGUGUCGAGUCAAAGCCGGAUCAGCUCCACCAAGUCCUCCUUGGCCUCCCGCUCAGGUGGGGGUGGCGGUGGCUCGGCUGCCUGUGCCAUGAUGGGUGGAGGCUUUGGCAGCAGGAGUCUUUACAGUCUAGGGGGGAAUAAGAAGAUCUCCAUCAGCGUGGCUGGAGGCAGCACCCGGGCUGGCGGGUUUGGGGGUGCCAGUGGAGGAUAUUUAAGAGGCAGUGGUUUUGGAGGUGGUGGACGAGGGAUGGGCGGGGGCUUUGGUGGAAGAGCUGGGGGCUUUAGAGGGGGAGCUGGCGGUUUUGGAGGAGGAGCUGGAGGCUUCGGAGGAGGAGCUGGGGGCUUUGGUGGAGGAGUUGGAGGCUUUGGUGGCCCUGGUGGCUUUGGUGGUCCUAGUGGUCCAGGUGGCUUCCCUGGGGGAAUCCAGGAAGUGACUGUCAACCAGAGCCUCCUGCAGCCCCUCAAUGUGGAGAUUGACCCCCAGAUUGGGCAAGUGAAGGCCCAGGAGCGGGAGCAGAUCAAGACCCUCAACGACAAGUUCGCCUCCUUCAUUGAUAAGGUGCGGUUCCUGGAGCAGCAGAACAAAGUCCUGGAGACCAAGUGGAGCCUCCUGCAGGAGCAGGGCUCUGGCUCUAACACCAACAACCGCAACCUGGAGUCUUUUUUUGAGAACUACAUCAGCAGCCUCAAGGCCUUUCUGGACGGGCUGCACAUUGAGAAGGACAAGCUGCAGGAGGAACUGAGGAGCAUGGAGGAGAUGGUGGAGGACUUCAAGAAGAAGUACGAGGAGGAGAUCAACAAGCGCACAGCGGCAGAGAACGACUUCGUCGUCUUGAAAAAGGACAUUGAUGCUGCCUAUAUGACUAAAGUGGAGUUGGAGGCCAAGGUGGACAGUGUGACUGAUGAGAUCAACUUCCUGAAGGCCCUCUACGAUGCUGAGCUGUCCCAGUUGCAGUCAGACACCAGCGACACGUCCGUAGUCCUGUCCAUGGACAACAACCGGGACCUGGACCUGGACAGCAUCAUCGCUGAGGUCCGCGCCCAGUAUGAGGCCAUUGCCCAGAGGAGCAAGGCCGAGGCUGAGGCGCUGUACCAGACCAAGUUGGGUGAGCUGGAGACCACGGCCGGCAGGCAUGGAGAUGACCUGAAGAGCACCAGGAGUGAGAUCUCGGAGCUCAACCGGCUGAUCCAGAGGCUGCAGGCUGAGAUCGAGAGCAUCAAGAAGCAGAAUACCAACCUGCAGACGGCCGUCGCUGAUGCAGAGCAGCGGGGGGAGGUGGCUCUCAAGGAUGCUGACACCAAGCUUCAGGAGCUCAAGGUUGCCCUGCAGCAAGCCAAGGAGGACCUGGCCCGGCUGCUGAAGGAGUACCAGGAGUUGAUGAAUGUCAAGCUGGCCCUGGACGUUGAGAUCGCCACCUACAGGACCCUCCUGGAAGGCGAGGAGUGCAGGAUGUCUGGGGAGUGCCAGAGUGCUGUGAGCAUCGAAAUGGUUCACAACACCAGCAGCAGCAGCAGCAGCGGUGGCGGCAGCGGCGCCCUGGGAGGAGGAGCUGGGGGUCGCGGAGGAGCUGGGGGCCGCGGAGGCCUGGGCAGCGGGGGUCUGGGCAACGGGGGUCUGAGCAGCGGGGGUCUGGGCCGUGGAGGCCUGGGCAGCGGGGGCCGCAGUGGCGGGGGUCUGGGCAGUGGGGACCAAAGCUGUGGGGUCAGCCGCGGGGGCCUCGGCUCUGGUGCGGUUUCCAGCGGGAGCUCCGCGGGGCGCGGAGGCCUCUCCACUUCCGGUGGCAUCGUUAGUGGGGGCAGCAGCAGCAGCAGCAGCCGCAGCUCUGUCCAGAUCUCUCAAAGCUCCUCCCAGAGCCAGCGGUCCCACCACAAAUUCUGAACGGGAUGCCCAAGGUGUCCCCAAAUCCCCCAGCUUCCUUUACCUGCCAGCACGCCCCAGCUCUGUGCGCCCCUUCACACCCCUGGGGGACCAUUUCCCAACGUAGCUUUAGAUCUGUGCACCCAGGAACCCUCCUGCCCAGACGGCUGGCGUUGCAGCCUGAAAUUUGCUCGGAGGGUAAUCUCGUUGAAAAAUACAUCUACGUCCAUAAGGCUGAGUGGCAGGGCAGUGCCCAGGAGCUGGACCGUAUCACCACCUCCCCCGAGCAGAGGACCCCACCCCAGCCGCCUGUCCCACUGCCUUGCAAGAAAGCUCCAGCCAGCCCUAUGCACACCCGGCUCCCCCUCCUUUUAGCCAGGGGCAAACCACCCCCACUCCCCACCCCAUCCGGCGCUGGUGCUUUGAUUUCCCUUGAGCUGUCUUGUCUUGGUACCAAGAUAAGAAUUCUCUGUUCUGUAUCUUCAGUAAACUGCAUUGUU